AGCGGCACUUCGAAUAUUGCAUGGAUGAACCGUUUAUCCACCAACACAUCUCGAGCACGUUCGGCUCAGUCCCCGUCGAAAAUUGAUAAAGCGGCAUGUCGAACAUCUGUUCCCCAUGAAUUGCAAAUCAUUGGUCUCUGGGGGUCAUGGAGUCUUUCACGGGCCUCGAAUUUGCCCCCUCUCAAGAUGUCACCAGCAACGCCCGCGCAUCACUCGUCGGCUCAUGACCACCCAUACUAAUAAACCUUCGACUUCACAAUACAACAGAAAUACCGAAUCCGGACAAUAUUCUACACUCAGUAGUCCGAAACCUACGUCGAAGUCAACAUUGGAAACCCUCUCGACACCGUCCACCAAAGUGCUGCGACCCAACUUCGACAUCCCACAGAAGACAUACCCAGCUCCUGACAUCUACAACAUGGCUACGUCAAGCAACCCGUGGCGUUCGCUAGGCAUGUAUGGACUUCAAGAAGCUCUUAGAAUACGCCCUUAUCAAUCGAUAAGCGACAAGGACAAGCGGAGAGUCUUUGUCUGUGUCGACUGCGAAGCCUACGAAUUCGCGCAGGACAAAAUCACCGAGGUGGGCAUCUGCGUGCUGGACACUGCAGAUAUGACCCCAGAGAACUUGAACACUGCCACUGGAGAAUUCAUCUGGCCGAAUGUCUUGAAGUCGGCGCAUUUCAUCAUCAACGAAUACGAUCAUCUGGUCAACAGACGCUUCGUCCGGGGACAUCCUGAGAAAUUCAGCUUCGGUACGACCCAGCGACUGCCUCUUGCAAUGGCGGCCAGCAUGCUCCGAAGACUAUUCCAGGACCCGACACAACUGAACGAUCUUAUGAACACCCGGAAGACACCCGAAGUUGAUCCUCGGGAAAUUAUAUUGGUUGGCCACGGCAUUGGUAGCGAUGUGGAUUAUAUGAAGAAGAUCCAUUUCGAUGUCCACCAAGUCACGAAUAUCGUCGGCACGGCCGAUACGCAUCGAAUACUUGGUAGAGCCGGACAGACAAGUCUCGCAAGACUCCUGACAGCUCUGAAUUUCUAUUCUGCCGAGGAUCUCGAGCAACAGCUAUGGUUACACAACGCCGGCAAUGAUGCGGUGUGGACAAUGAAGGCUCUCGUAAUGCUAGUGAGUGUGCAUUCUGUGACCUACGGACUGUGUAUAGGCGAGCCGAUCGCCUGCGGUGGCUGGACUGACUCCUGCUUUUCACUGCCAGGCCAAGACUGAGAUGCAGCGCCCAGGCACUGUCCUUCCUAUAGUUAGUUCGUUGCAAGCAGCCGGUCGAGCAGAACGGGAAGCGAGGCGUCCAUCGA
Molecule: messenger RNA, 1311 nt
Organism: Dissoconium aciculare CBS 342.82
Lineage: Eukaryota; Fungi; Ascomycota; Dothideomycetes; Mycosphaerellales; Dissoconiaceae
Exons: 2
Coding region: 116-1225 (369 amino acids)
Cellular component (GO): nucleus
Molecular function (GO): nucleic acid binding
Source: RefSeq, a predicted model, not a curated record